Messenger RNA from Rotaria sp. Silwood1, 606 nucleotides. The record is from the annotation of a GenBank genome assembly. NCBI's taxonomy places the organism in Eukaryota, Metazoa, Rotifera, Eurotatoria, Philodinida, Philodinidae.
AUGUAUCCAACCGUAAUUUAUCGAGUUAGUUCACCUGAAACAACACCAACAUGUGUUUAUGUUGAUCAUAAUGAAUCUUCGGUAUCCAUACAACCGCCUUACAAAAUAUUAGUGACCACCAAUAAUAGAAAUGACAUUGCAAGGGCAGAUACAAAGACAAUUUAUCGUGAAUUGAAACAAAUAAAGAAUGAUAUUAGAGAAUUAAAAAAACAACAAACAUCACCAACAUUCUAUAAGAUUAAACAAGAAUAUCAAAAUGAUGUGUCUUCAAUGAGUACCCCAUUUUCAUCGAAUAAUCAGCCAAAUCUAUACUCGCAAAAUGCAAUCCACUAUUGUAAUGAAUGUGAUAGCAUUCUUGAAGAACGAGCAUAUGCCCAAAAUCCAAUAUUCAGACCAAAAACUGCUGCAACAACCUAUCGGGACAGUUACAAACGAGUAUCGUCAUCGCCACAACCUAUCGGCUACUUGUGCUAUCCCGUUUACUCAGAGCGAGCGGUAACAUUAAAGGAACUGCAAAAGCAAUUUCCAUCACUAUCACCUGCUGUUCAAAAUCGUCCACAAUGGAUACCACCCUCAGUCAAAAAUGCUUAUUCGCAGCGGCGAUAG